Messenger RNA from Clonostachys solani, 3591 nucleotides. The record is from the annotation of a GenBank genome assembly. Lineage: Eukaryota; Fungi; Ascomycota; Sordariomycetes; Hypocreales; Bionectriaceae.
AUGGCGCCAGUCACGCCAGGUCUGCGGCGUAUCGCAACUCGACUUUGGAAUGCCUGGACAACGUACAUGAUGUUCGCUCUUGUAGCAUACCUCUUCUGUGCACCGGUUUUGGGAGCCCCCAUUGCAAAUGACGUCGAGCUUAGGGUUCUUCUUAUCGGAGAUUCCAUCACCCGCGGGUCAGGCAGCUCUCCCAUAAAUGGAUACCGCAAAGUCCUCUACGAACUCCUCACCCAGCGUGGGAACAAGGUCGACAUGGUUGGGAGUGUAAUUGGCGAGGGAGAUAUGGUUGACAACGACCACGAAGGACACCGCGGAAUGAAAAUAAGUGAAAUUACAACUCUGGGUUUGAAAGGAAUCUACUCAGGUGCGAAUAUUGUCCUGCUUCACGCAGGGACGAACAACAUGAAGAACGACAAUGAUGCCGACAUCGCCCUGACUGAUCUUGAAUUCCUCAUCGCGCUGAUUUUACGAGGCUCCCCCAAUGCGGUUGUCUUUGUGGCUACGAUUGUUCCUUCUACCACGGCAUCAAUAAAUAAUCGAAUCAACACAUUCAACAAGGGCCUACCUGGACUUGUCAAUGAUUUCGGGAAAAACGUGGUUCUGGUUCCGAUCAAUGAAGCUGUCUCGCUAGGCGACAUGAAUGACGAACUGCACCCAAACAAUGAAGGUUACCGCAAGAUGGCCCAACAGUGGUACAAGGCUAUUCAAGAGGCGGACGCACAAAAGCUGAUCUCGAAGCCGAGUAAAGAACGAGAUCCGCCGAAUCAGGGUGGCACCAAAUGUUUGAAUACGCCAGAUCUCAUCGAGUCACGCAAAAUCGCAAUGGGACCUCAAGUAGUCUAUAACGACGGCAAUUUCAAACAGGGUUGGAAGAAAAUAGGUGUUAUUGCGGAAGGAUAUUGCCCUCGUGGUAGGCUUCACUUUCCUGAUCUAGAUGGGGAUGGCCUAAGGGACUAUGCCUGCGUUGGUCCACAGAGCGGAGCAGUUACGGCCAGUUUCAGAAUUCCAAGAUCAGACGGCGAGCCAUCUGCCAAGUGGACCGAGCGAGAAGAAAUCGCAACAGGAGCCAGUGGCCGAAAUGGUUCAGGUGUCAAAUUCGCCGAUUUGAACGGCGAUGGUCGUGAUGAUUACGUUUGGAUUGAUCCCAACACUGGAGACUUUUACGGCUGGAUAAAUAAAGGAAGGCAAAACGGCGGGUGGCUGUGGCAUUCGAUCGGCAAGAUUGCCAACAACAUUGGCGCAUCCGCCGCAGCCGUCCAAUUUGUUGAUAUAGACGGGGACGGAAGAGACGAUUUGCUCCACGUUAGUGGCGCUACUGGCCAGACAAAAGCUUGGUUAAACUCUGGAGCAGGGGAUAUGCCAAACUUUUACAUGAUCGGCGAUAACGGUGUGAUUGCUACUGGAGAAUCAGCUCAAGAAGGAGACACAGUCAUCUUGGGGGACUUCACAGGCAAAGGCAGAGCUGAUUACAUGAUUGUCCAGGCUGGAGGCAAGGUGAAAGGCUUGGUUAAUCGUCGCCAAGAAAAGUUUCGAUCGCCGCGCUGGCUCUCACCAGUUGCCGUGGCUGACGGCCCGGAAGGUGCUAAACAAAGCGAAGUUCGACUCGUCGAUAUGACAGGCGAUGGAAAGGUGGACUACCUGCUUGUUGACGAAAAGACUGGGCAGGUCACCCUGUGGGAAAAUACUGGUACAGGAGGAAAGUACCAAGGAGGAGAUGGUGUAUUCCUCUGUGACUGUAAGGACCUCAUUUCCUUCCUUAUCUUACUCGACGGCAAGGGCUGGGGAUAUCUAAACAAAGGUAAAGGCAGAGAUAUAUGGGAAAACCUGGGCAAAAUCGCGGAAGCGCCAAACGGGCAUCGCCGAGAAAAUCUUCGUAUGGGAGUGCUGACCAAGAGCAAACGUGCCGACUAUAUUGUCGUCGACCCAGAUACUGGAAAAGCCGUGUGGUACGAGAACUCGGGCGAAGCAGGGGGCUGGCAGUAUGUAGGCCGUGGCACUGCUGCUGAUGGACCAGUGCAGACUCUUGCGAGCUUUGGAUUGAAGAUGAAAGGAGAAAAUGUGCGCUUUGCCGAACGGCGAGAAAGCAAGCAUACUGACGAGAGUUCCGCCAUAAGCUUGGACGGCGAUGGUCUCGAUGACUACGUUUAUGUUGGGGAACAAGGGGCAACGGUGGUGUGGAAGAACAUGGGCACUGUUCCCAUCACUUGGGGUGCUCCACGGAAAGUCGCUGACGGUCCAGGUGUUCUACCGCAAGAAGUUCAUUUUGCGGAUGUCACCGGUGAUGGCAAGCUGGACUACGUCUCUGUCCACCGCAUCACAGGCCACACCCGUGCCUGGCUACACAGAGGCUGGGAAGCCGGGGGCGAUCUCUGGCAAGGUCCCGUUGUGCUUGCAAACGGAAUUCAACCAGGACACGCCGUCAAGAUUGCCGAGAUGACUGGCGACAAGCGUGCCGAUUACGUGUCUGUCGAGCCUGACACCGGGGCACUGUCCCUCUGGAAAAAUGUCUGCAUAGUAGCCAGCCCUCCGGCAAAUCCGGGGUCGCCAGGUCCCUUUCCUGGAUUCAUAGAACGCCCGUCUACAGAAAUGGAAGAAAUCAUAGCUCAGGCCAGCAAGGAUUACAAUGGCAUCAAUUGGACCUUGGCAUUAGAUAGCGAUUGUACUGAGGAAGAACUCAAGAUCCUCGUUGAGGGGACUUACGCUGCUUUCGAAAUGGCCUCAUAUGGGUCAGCACCUGUUGAUCAUCAUAAGAACUUGGAAUCUAUGGAGAUUUGGCAGACGGCGGCUUUUAAUCGUUAUUUCAGAGGUUCUUAUACUGCUUUGGAGCAGUGGAGAGCAAAUAGCGCCGCUUUCACACUCUCCUCCGUACAAACGACUGGUUGGCCCGAAAUCGUCUUUUGCCCCCAAUUCUUCCGCAGGGAAGAAGCUGCCAAGCUCGCCAAGAACGAGGUUAUGCGUAAACCCAGUUCAUACUACAUGAUUAACUAUCUAGAUUCGUGGGAGCGCACCAUUCUUCAUGAAUGGAUGCAUUUUUCCGUCGAUUUAAUGGAACAAUUCGCUAUGCUAAUGUACGGAUUCCAAGUCACCGAUGAGUCGGGCAUCUUUGAGGGAAGGGAGGUCAAAAUAUACGGCGACUACUGGACGUACCGAUUCGCCCAUGACAUGACCAGGGACGUAAACCCGGUGGUGGCUUCGAACGCUGAUAACUACGCUUGGUAUUUUCUUUACAACUUCUACCACAUCAAGUGGAAAUGGACUUCGGACGGAAACUUUUCGCCCGGUGGCAGCAAAAGGGAGUUUCUUCCAUCGGUUGGCGAGAAUGCCACAGAGCCCUCGGCUUCGAAGCGGGAUUCAAACGACGGGCAAGAAGGAAUUGAUGACUCUACUGUUGGAGACAGUCCUCACUCGUCUGACAAAGAGGCCCUCCAUCGUCGUGCUGACAAGUUUGAGAUGGGGAUUAACAUCAACCCUUUGGAAGGCAAGCUGGAUCAUAUGAUGAUUGACUACGUUGAUGCCGAGUACGACGUUUAUAAAAGGCAUAUCGACCAAAUAUUCUGGUCUCCCGUCUCGGGCGAUUGCUUUUUGACGUAA